ACCUCACUGGUCCACCUCUCACCUGUCUCCUGGACAGUCUUGAGAACCCAAUCAAUUGCCCAGUGCUGGCCAGUGCCAAAGGGAGUUGGUCACCUAAAAACUGGGUGAGGUGUGACUCCAGCUCCUCCUGUCAUGUGUUGGUCCCAGAUGGUGGAAGGACCCUGGAAAGCCCCCAUCUGCAGAAAAGCCAAUCUAUGAAAACCCAGUGUCCACAAAGGAGACAGAGGAGUCCUGCAAAUUUAUUCAAAUAAAGGAGAGAUUUCACUGGGGCACACCCGUGUUAUAAACUCCCAGCCACGUUGCCCUCUUUCUUUCCCCAUUGGCUGAGGUACUAGGAAGGUACAGCCUUCCUGAACUGCCUACCACAUAUUUCCUCCUUAAACAUGUCAUUUUUCCCCAAAGUUCAGAAAAUCAGACCUGUGCAUGGACCCAUUUGUCUGUUUCAGGAGUCAAAUUGUCUGGGCUCUAACAAACCUGUGCCUUGAAGUUGGUAGAGACAUUAGGAACUAUUUCAAAGACAUUAACACCCGUACCCAGGCCAUGAAAUUGUUUGGAAAAACAUUAGCACACAUCUUUUCUGUCAUGUAGUCCAGUGGGUAACUACGUAAGUAGGAGCAGGCUAUGCUAAAGCUUCUCUGCUUAGUAAUCAAAAUUUACUCUAAGCAUGUUGGCUAAUCUUGUAGUGACCCUUGCUUUUUUUUUUUUUUAUGCCUCACGAAGUGUAGAUGAGGAAACUAGUAAAAAACCACUGUCAUCUAUGAACUAGUUACAGAAGUAUCAUGAAGUGGGCAAGGCGUGGGUUGGGGUUUGAGAAAAAAGUUACUGCUGCUUGUCAUACUGAGAACUAAUUUAAACCAGUAUUCACAGAUAGUAAAUCCAAGAAUAAACUACUAAAGAAAAACACUUAAUGGUAAGUCUUUUAAGCUCCAACGUUUUUAAAAUAUUUUAGAUGUAGAAAAACUUCUGAAAUUGUUUCAUGUUCUCACUGAUUACAGGCCACUAUUUUUGCUUCUUCCAAGGAAGGCUUCUUCUAAAUAAAGCGUGGAAUUAAAUAGCGUGUAGUGCUUUGCCUCUCGGAGGGCUUAAAUUUAGCUUCAUGCAGUGCAGCAGAAGUCACUCUCAUGGUUACAUAGCGACAGGCCCACAUUCCCCAUUCCCGCUGGGAGAAGCUCUCCUGACGCAGGAAAGCAGGACACGCACCGGAGGGCAGGAGCUACGCACGCCGCUGCCAAGGAAACAGGGCUUUUGAAUGCAGCCAAGGAGCAGCGGACAGGUGGCGGGGAAGGUUAAACACCAGUCGCUAUAUCACAGUCCCUGGUGUCCGGCAGCGCCGCUGCGUCCCGCCUGCCGCGCUCCAGGGGCGGAGCAGGAAACGGGGCGGCGGCGGCGGCGGCGCUCCCGCGGCGCGGCGGGACACACUUGCGUCACACGCAGGCCGCUGCUGCCCGGUGACGUCGGCACGCCGCCGGGUGACGUAGAACGGCGGCGGGGCGGGGGGAGGAGGCCUCGGCGGCGGCGGGGCCGGAAAUGGUCCAGUUGUUGCUGUGCAGCUGGAUGUUGCUGAGUAACAUUUCUAUGAGCUUGCUGUUCAAUCUGUCUGUUGUUCAGAAUGGCCAAGAACCCUAAUUUCCCCGAAGCGGGCAAUCUGCCUACAGGCUAUGCACACUGCAGGUCUUCAGACAGUUUCGCUGGCUACCAGUACCACCAUCCCUCCAAGAUGAGUAACAGCCACCCACUUCGUCCGUACACGGCUGUGGGGGAGAUCGACCACGUCCACAUUUUGUCAGAGCACAUUGGUGCUCUAAUGAAUGGGGAAGAAUACAGUGACGUUACCUUUAUUGUGGAAAAGAAGCGUUUUCCGGCACACAGAGUGAUCCUGGCUGCUAGAUGCCAUUAUUUCAGAGCAUUAUUGUAUGGAGGAAUGAGAGAAUCUCAGCCUGAAGCAGAAAUUCCUCUUCAGGACACCACUGCAGAAGCAUUUACCAUGCUGUUGAAAUACAUUUAUACUGGUCGUGCUACGCUACGAGAUGAGAAAGAAGAGGUUCUUCUUGACUUCUUAAGCCUAGCACAUAAAUAUGGAUUCCCAGAACUGGAGGAUUCCACAUCUGAGUAUCUUUGCACAAUACUUAAUAUUCAGAAUGUCUGUAUGACUUUUGAUGUUGCCAGUCUUUAUUCUCUUCCCAAAUUAACUUUUAUGUGCUGUAUGUUCAUGGAUAGAAAUGCCCAAGAGGUGCUCUCCAGCGAAGGCUUCCUGUCACUUUCUAAGGCUGCCCUUCUAAGUAUUGUACUGAGAGACUCAUUUGCAGCUCCUGAAAAGGACAUUUUCCAAGCUUUGAUGAACUGGUGUAAACAUAACCCCAAGGAAAACCAUGCUGAAAUCAUGCAAGCAGUACGUUUGCCACUAAUGAGUCUGACAGAACUACUGAAUGUUGUAAGACCUUCUGGAUUGUUGUCACCUGAUGCCAUCCUAGAUGCCAUUAAGAUUCGUUCUGAGAGUCGGGACAUGGACCUCAACUACAGGGGCAUGUUAAUACCAGGGGAGAAUAUUGCAACAAUGAAGUAUGGAGCACAAGUUGUAAAAGGGGAGCUGAAGUCUGCUCUUUUGGAUGGAGACACUCAGAACUAUGACCUGGAUCAUGGAUUCUCUCGACACCCGAUCAGCGAUGACUGCCGCUCUGGAAUUGAGAUUAAACUAGGCCAGCCUUCAAUAAUCAACCACAUACGAAUUCUCCUGUGGGACAGAGACAGUCGGUCUUAUUCCUACUACAUUGAGGUGUCCAUGGAUGAGUUGGACUGGAUUCGGGUUAUCGAUCACUCUAAAUACCUCUGUCGGUCCUGGCAGAACCUGUAUUUUCCUGCCCGUGUCUGCAGGUAUAUUCGAAUUGUUGGGACCCACAAUACAGUGAACAAAGUUUUCCAUAUUGUGGCAUUUGAAUGCAUGUUCACGAACAAAUCCUUUACUCUUGAGAAAGGUCUGAUAGUUCCCACUGAAAAUGUUGCAACAAUUGCAGACUGUGCCAGUGUGAUUGAGGGUGUAAGUCGCAGUCGCAAUGCCUUAUUGAAUGGAGACACAAAAAACUAUGAUUGGGAUUCUGGAUACACAUGCCACCAGCUUGGGAGCGGAGCUAUUAUGGUGCAGCUGGCACAGCCCUACAUGAUUGGAUCAAUACGGUUGCUACUUUGGGAUUGUGAUGAUCGGAGCUACAGCUACUACAUUGAGGUUUCAACAAAUCAGCAACAGUGGACCAUGGUGGUGGAUCGCACAAAAAUUCCCUGCAAAUCCUGGCAAACAAUCACUUUUGAUAAACAGCCUGCAUCUUUUAUCAGAAUAGUUGGAACUCGCAACACAGCUAAUGAGGCUCUUCAAGAACAAGUAGAAGUGUUUCACUGUGUGCAUUUUGAGUGCCCAGCACAAAACAGUACCCACAAGGACGAGAGUAGUAAGGAAGUAGCAACAACAGAGGUGGGGACUGGUGGACAGUAGCUUGUUUCUUGCCCUCUUGGAGCUGCAACCACCUGCUUCCCUGCAUUCCCCUCCUGGAUCCACCUUGCAUCCUCAUGUUCACCAACCGUAAAGGAGGUUGAAAGGGAGCUUUUGCAGCCCCACUGACAUUCUUUGAAAUUAUUCAGAACCUUCUUGUGCUGGCACCUUUUCUUUCUUUGUGAAUGAAGGGGACCAUGUCUGAAAUGGAAAAGGCUUUCUCCCAAGGAUAUGAACAGACUGUUGCACUCUCCUCGAUAUGUUCAAAUCAGGCUUUUCUCCAAGGGGGGAGAAAAUAGGUCUUCAAUCUUCAUCAAGUACCCCAUUAACACCCUACCUCUCUAAUCUAACCAAGGCAAGGAAAACAGAAGGGACUAAAAGGCAGAGCUACAGUGGAAAUCUAAAAUUACUCAAGCAGAAUGGAAAGCAUAUGAAAUAAGUAUUUGUUCCCUGGAGGCUUUUAUUAACCAAAAAAAAAUGUUUAUGGAACACAUCAGUCCAGAAUAUAUUUUAUUUUUAAAGUGAUUCUUCAUCCAUAUUCCUUUGUAACUAGUAAUCUGUUUUCUAAAGCAUUUUGAUUCUGUAUUGCACCUAAUUUCUUAUUUUUGACUAUAGCAAAUGCUGUACAGUAGAUUAAGGAAGUAUCAGUCAUGUUUACCUGCUGAGAUGCAAAUUCUCUCAUUCAUCAGUGGGAUGACAAGAAAAGCAUUCAUGAUAUCAACAAACUAAUUAAUGUAUCUAUAUUAAUCUUGACCUUAGUUGACUUUUCAAAGUACAAAAUUGUCAUUUCCUACAUUCAAAAGGAAGUUUCUAAAUCAAACAUCCAUCUUGAAGAAAAUUGUAUUUUUUUCACUCCUGAAGAUGAUUAUGUAAAUUCUCCCUGCCUAAGACAACUUGCAACAGAACAUCAAAAAUGUUUGGUUUGAAAAGUGGAACUCCAUCUGGUCACUGACAAGCAGUUGUUCAAAUACCAAAAGACGAAUUUGCAGAUAAUUUACAUUUUUCCUAUAAGAGUUGUUUUACAGUCUGGAGCUAAAAAUUCAGAGGCUGUGUAUGCAUUAGCAUUUCUCAUGAUCUUCAUAAAAUGUGAUGCUUUUGCACUGUAUUGUAAAAGAUCUGGUUCUUGCUUCACAGUUACAGAAUUCGUUAUCCAUCCAUAUCUGUCUGGAUUACAUUGCCUGCUACUUUGCUUAUUCUGUUUUCACACUGAUGAUGAUGAUGUAGUCUCUUACUCUCCAGAUCUGCAUGACUUUUAGGAAGAGCUCCAUGCCAGUCUUUCAGUAUGGGAUAAAGAGAUUUUGUAUUAAGACAAACACUGGGUAAUUGGCAAAAUUGAUUAGGAUGCUUGCUCCUCCUAGUAUAAUGUCAGCUAACCAGUUUUAUGAACUUGGAAUUUCCUGUGGUGAUAAAUAACCUUGUCAGAAGAAAACAAAGCUAGUGCAGGAUAAAUACGGUUUUCUAUUAUAUUACCAUAGUGAUAAAAUGAGUUAUAUCAACAUAGCAAAUUGUAUCUUAAUUUAUCACACUGCUUAAUUUGAAAUAAUAUCCCUGUUGGAUACUAGUUGUGAUAAACCCAAGAAGAAAUAUAGUCAGUGGUAACAAUGAAUCAGAGGAUAUUUCAAAUAAAAAAGCAUCCCUUUUCUUUCAAAUAAAAUUGAUUAGGCUUUAUCAAUAAUAUUAUAGUAUUUUUCAUUGCCAAAUUACAGUUUAGUUCUGACAUUUGCAUACAGUUCCCUCCCUUCUUACACUGCUGUGUUCUGACUUGUGAAUGUCUGUUGGUGAAGAUGGAUGGCCACUGUGCUGUAUAAAGCUUCUAAUUCAUGUGCCACAGCUGCCUUGGACAGUGCAGAGUUUGGAAGCAGGAUGCUGCAUGUGCCAGCCACCUCCCAGUCUGCAGGGCUGAUUACCUAAUGGCUGAACAUACUUUGGAGCAUGGAGACAUUGAGACCAGCUGCUGAGGGCACCACUCUCAUGUUUAUGUACAAAUCCAAAAAGUUGGAAUUUUUUUUCCCUUUAAGAGCAGUAAACUUUUUCAGUUGCAAUCCAUGCUGGAACUACUGAGAUGCCUGGAGCAUAUCUUGCUUUUGGUAGAUAAGUCCUUGCAUGGCAGUGGUGGUAUUUCUUUGCACUUCCAUCAAACCAGUCUGCUUUUCUCAAACUGUGGAUAAGCAAAGGGCAUACCUUCCUAGCUGUUAGUAUUUAAUAGCCACCAUUGUAGAGAAUGUUAAAAAAACUAAAAUAAAAAAAAAGUUGUGCCAUCUGUUCUGAGCCUAGUCUCUCAGAGAAAGAAUGGAAUUUUUCCAUUUGUAAUCUUUGAUAUGCACAGUUAAUUUUUAUGAUACAAAUAAGUCUUGUAGACUAUAACCUAUGGAACAUCUGUUUGAUCUUGUCCUGUAACUUACUGUGGAAAAAAAAGUCUCUAUUUCCCAUGACAUUCACUCUCUGCCAAGAAUCUGGAUGAACAUAUCUGAAAUCCCCAAAGCAAAAACUCUUGCAGUCCUACAGACCCUUCAGUUUCCUGCCCUCAUAAAUCAAUAAAAAGAAACACCAACUUUGCAUUAUUCCUUCAUGCAGGUGAAUAGCAAUUUUAGUAUUAGACUUCUUCUCAGUCACAACUGGCCUUUCUCAGAGUCUUUAUUUUAUUUAGAGUUGCUCUGAGAACCUGGCAUCAAGAUGAGCCCAGUGAGCUCCCAGGCUUUUAAGGCAAGCCCUGCCACAAGCCCUUCACACUUUCCACCUUUACCCUCUUUAUUUAAAGAUGAAAUGUUUACCGAGAGCUGAACUCCCCUGGGUCUUCUAAUACUGCCCACCUACAAACACCCCUAAUACUGUAUUGCCUAGAAGAGGUCUCUUGUCUUAAACAUUGUGUUAGCAAUGUAUUAGUAGUGACAAAGGAGGAUACAACACAGAACUGAUUUGUGGUUUUGUGUGAAUGUUCUCAUUCUUUCUAAUUAUUGUCUGUAUUUAUUAACUCCCAAGUUCAGAUGUACUUCCUGUAUAUUCCUCUGAAGUUUUGGGGUUUUUUCCUUUUCUUUAUCUUUGCUUUUCCUUUCAGGAAAAGUAACUUGAGCUGUUAGGUCAUAGUAUCAGGGUUUAUCGAAAUGAUGAAGUGCUGUAAUUACUCAGAACUGUAUAAUCACUCUUAUUCUAUUUAAAACAAGGUAAGAGCAGAACGGACCAGAUACUCAUUGCUUUCUCAUCAUCAACUAUAAUAUAGACCUGUUAGAGUUCUGCAUAAUGGAAUAACUAUACUGGCAAUACUGACCCAUUGAUUCUAUUUGGUACUUCAGCAUCUUUAUAAUCCCCAAGCCUCCUUUUCUCAAUUUUACUUCCAUAGGUUGAAUUCAGGCUUAGACUUAACUCACAUGGAGCUCAGCAAAGGCCUUUCUAAAAUCUUUUCAUUUAGUUAACUUUUUCCAAAUGAAAAUAAAAGGGUUUUUAUUCACAGAAUGUAAGGGAAAAUUAUUAUCUGAGGAAAUUAAUUUUUGAAGUGAGCAAACAUAGUGCAGCUUACAAUUUUUCAAGAUGUUUUUCAAGCCAUUUCCAAUCAGCUUUUAAACAAGUUCAAAUAGCUGUUAAAUGGAAUUACAAUGAGAGAAGUUAAUGCAAGUCUAAUGUAAAAGACAAUACAGAGUAGAAAUCGCUAAUUUUGUUAGAGUAAGAACUCUUCUUCAUUGCAGUUUUCUUCCUUCAGAGCUCCUUUUCUUUCUUAUUUUCUCUAUGAAAAUCAGUUAUUCAUUAUGACAACUCAUGUAAGAGCUCAGUGCUUCUCAGCAUUGCUGAAAAAUUCAGUUUAAUGCAUCUUUGUCUUUACUAAUGACAACAUUAGAGAAUUUUCAGUUGAGUACCUGACUUGAUGAGAAUUGGUUUCCAUAAAAGAAAGCAAAAGAAGUCUGUAAUUGUUUCAGUCUAAUUAAAUUUUCAGUACAAAAAUUAGAUGACAAAGUUAUUGCCUUUCUUGUCUGAUUGUUGUGUCAUCAUAGUUCUGAUUAUAAAGUGACACCCACUCAGAGACUCUUAAUAAGGGGUUAGAACUUUGAUUUCACCAGCUAUAGUUUGCAUUUCUCUAUGAAGGUAUUAAUUGGCUUAUAUUUUGACAGGUGUUAGUCUACUGUCAAAUAAACAAGCGAAUGCAUUGGUAAUUUUGUUGUUGUGACUGGAGUAGUAAGCAAAUGAUAGAGCCCGAAAGAGUUAAUGUAUCCAAGAGUAAACAUUUAGGCUUGUGCGCCGUCAUAUCAGUUGCCAGAGGACUAAACCAUGCUUCAAAAAUAAUUGUAGAUCCCAGAGGAUGCUUGAGGCCUGGUUUCCAUCCCCAUCUCUCAGUUAAUGGUUCUGUUUAGGUUAGAAUCGCUAGUUCUCUCUAAACUGAUUGUUGUUGUUGUCAGUUGUACUAGUUAACUCAUAUAUAUAUGUGAAGGCUCCACAAAGCUUUUUUCAGGAUAGAGAAGUAAAGGUCUUGGGUCAAGUUUUAGAACUGCUUAAAUAUCCAUUCAUACAUACAUACAGAUAAAUAUAUGUGUGUGUGUGUGUGUGCAUUAAACUGAGGCCAUAGCUAGUUCUUUAGCUUGCAUUUAGAGUAUGUUCUAAAGCUCCAAAAUGAAAAAAAAAAAAAACCUUUGCAGGCAGGUGGGAAAUGCUGCUGUUGUGGUAUGGCAGGAUGCUGGUUGCUUUAAAAAUGUAAAUGUCUAAAAAUGGUACAGGUGAACCAGUCCAAAGUUUUUGUCCAGUUUUUAAAUAUUGGCAAUUUGGCUGUAGUGAGGAAUUUAUAAUAUAAAAGCAAGCUAAAUGCUCAUCUCAAAGAUGGGUGCAGUCCGAAGAACACAGAUAUUCCUCCUAGCUACCUUGUCUGCCAUGGUUUGCAGUAUUUACAGAGUGAACCUUCAUAGGACUUUUGUUACCUGCUGAAAAAAAACCCUGCAGUCUUUUUGGCCCUUGCCAAGCUUUUGUUGCAAAGCUUUGGCUGAGAUAAUGACAAAGUCCCACUCACAUUCCACGGUGGAAUCUGGGGCUGUAUUUGAAUGCUUACAGGAGAAGUUUUUAAAUUGCUCUGCAACUUUCUUUAGAUAAAAAAAGCCCAAAUUAAAAACUGCAGCAUAGUAUGAGGAAACUACAGGUAUCUGUCAUAUGCUCACGUUCUGACUGCCUGUGCAACCACAUACCCAUCCUACCAUACUGUAUAUGCUUAAUUACUACUGCAUGUCCAGAUGGUGGAAGUGAAGAAUGAGCUCUGUACAUCCAUGACAUUAUCCAUUUUCACACAGCCAGUCAUUAGAGAAGUACCUCUCGUACUGUUCUUUGCAGCCUAAUACAAUAAUACAACUCAGUGUUCUGAAGAAAUUAUAAUUGAUUCCUGACAUGAAUGUAAUGGAAUUGAAGUUGAGAUUACAAAAUAUUUGAAUGAGUGGUGGCAUCACCCUGCACAGGUGUAAACAUGCCUCUCCAGUGCCUCUUACUACUUUAGGCCCUGGGUUAUCACAGAGGAGGAAAGCUACAGUAUUGGUAAAAUGAACUUUUAUUCAUCCUUUUUGUACUUAUCUUGGCACAUCUAUUCUCUUUGUGCUGCUGCUCACUUAAAACAAGUUUCUUACCAUUUUCAGAAAUAAUCCUCUGACUCCUGAAAAUCGGCAGAUACACAUCAACAGCUUCAGUCAAUUAUAUUAAGCAGUCUGAGGAAUUUACAAAAUGAAUCUAAUAUGGUCUUUUAUACCAAAUUCUGUGUGUCCAAAAAGUACUAUGGAUGUGUGAAAUACCAGUCCUUUUGGGCCUUGUACUUCCGUGAUCUGUUUAUAGUCUGUUACCCUUAAGAGGAUAAUAAGUUAGAAGUUUACUGUUGACUUAGGAAAUAAGUCAGGUUUUAUGCUGGCUUACAUAAGUUUAAAUAUAAAUUUUAAGUAUUUCUUUCUCACCAUGGUACACCAGCUAUACACUCAAUUUGCUAGUAGUGCAUUGUCCUAGGCAUUAAUUGUACAUAAGUGAUCUUUUCUAAGUUAACUGCAUCAUCACGAGUGAACAUUGAAAGAAUUCAUAACUUUUCAGUGUCCCUGUGUGAAGGUAUUUCAGCUGUCUGUAUGAAACAUCCUACUGAGCUCAUGGACUCGUUUUGGGAAGUUCAGCAUUACUUCACAAUUUGGACUGCAUGUCUAUUAACCUUGUCCAGUCUCGUAAAAUGUUCCUUCCUUUUUGCUUUGCUCAGUGUUGCUAUUGUCUUUGGUUUUCUUUUUUAAGUGAAUGUUAAUGUUCAGAGCCAGGCUAAUUAGAAGUUUAGCUUUUAGUGAACUUUUUCACUAAUUCUCUGUUAGUGGCUCCUCUUUCUUGACAGACAAUAAUUUAAAUCCAUUUUACACUCUUACCUUCCCCUUCUCUGUAGCAAUUAUAAUUGUAUCUUGAAUUUUUUGUGCAUUAAAUCCCUUUCCUUCUUUCUCAUAGAGUGGUUCUAAACUACCUCAGACUUUGUUGUGAACAGGUACGAGUUUCAGCUGCAGUUUUUAGCCUCUGUCAUAAUCUUGGAAUGUUCUUUAAGUGCGUGUCUAUGUAGCAAAACCGGCCUGCCAGACCCUGAUUGCAUUUUCAGGAACAUGGUCCCAAGUGAGACAUGUAAUUGGGAUGAACUCACAGCCACACCUGUUCAGGCUCUCGCUGAUACCUCUUUCAAGAAAAGCUUUUCAGGAGCUCAACUUCUGGUAUGGGAAGUGCUUCAACUUUCUCUUUGAAGGGACAUGAUGCUGCCUGCACUGGAUAACUUCCACCUCUCCAUUAUCCUGACAAGCAUCAUAAAACUGCAUCAUCAGGCCUCCAUCCCUGGCUGCAGGAUCCAUGCUAUUGCAUUGGACUGUGCUCAUCAUAUGAGAAUAAACCCCACAUGGUGUGUUCUGAUGACCUUGGUGUCAUUUUAUUGUCAUUUUAUACUGUUGCAGAUAUGCAUUACCAACCCUUUGGGCUAAUUAGGUUUCAAGUAAAAUGGUGGUUGCAGAUUGUGCUGCAGUGAUCCAGUUGAUAACUUUGGGAAUUGUCUGGUUUUGUAAGUUAUCCAUUGAACAACCUGGCAAACCUCAUUAGUGCUGAUUUCCUUUUCACCAGCAGACAUGCAUAUCAUCAAACAAGCAUUUUGUAACAUGGAAUUUUCUAUGAGCAUCCGGAAAAAGAAGCAUCCCAAUUAUUUUCUUAGUAGCAAUGUGUGUAUUUGUAACAAAAGUUUUAGAAUUAUUAAACUGCUGUAAGCUAUUUUGUGCAUGCUCUGGCAUUGUAUUAACAGUUUGUAUUAACAGCUGAUAAACAGAGGGCUGUGGCACACAAGGAAGGCUGGCUGUGGAUUUUACAGUUUCAAAGAGCAGCAGAGUGCCAGAGUGGAUGCAGGACCAGACAAUGCUCAAAGCAAAUAAUAAAGUUAAACUGUUGUGCUUUGUAUUUAUUUCUUUGGGGAUUCUUCUUCAAAGUAUUUAACCUCACAGGAAAAUAUAGAGUAUAUUUAAAAUAGUAACAAUUAGAAAUACACCUUUUCAAGAAUGAGAGAGGUGUGAUUUGGAAAAUAAAGUGAUCUUUUGUGCUUCA
Molecule: messenger RNA, 11029 nt
Organism: Motacilla alba alba
Lineage: Eukaryota; Metazoa; Chordata; Aves; Passeriformes; Motacillidae
Gene: BTBD9
Product: BTB domain containing 9
Exons: 13
Coding region: 1610-3484 (624 amino acids)
Biological process (GO): adult locomotory behavior; circadian behavior; modulation of chemical synaptic transmission
Molecular function (GO): protein binding
Source: RefSeq, a predicted model, not a curated record